Messenger RNA from Annulohypoxylon truncatum, 2733 nucleotides. Its product is annotated as mediator of RNA polymerase II transcription subunit 1-domain-containing protein. The coding region runs from base 368 to 2374 and encodes 668 amino acids. NCBI's taxonomy places the organism in Eukaryota, Fungi, Ascomycota, Sordariomycetes, Xylariales, Hypoxylaceae. Gene Ontology annotation, molecular function: transcription coregulator activity. Gene Ontology annotation, cellular component: mediator complex. The record is from RefSeq and is a predicted model, not a curated record. Gene Ontology annotation, biological process: regulation of transcription by RNA polymerase II. The transcript is spliced from 2 exons.
GCUUGUACCUACCCACUAACAUUGGAUUUUGGCACUAGUACACUUUCACCUUUACAUCCUCAAAAUCACAACUUCAAUUGGAAUUCAUAGUGAAAACCAACGUCAAUCCCAAAAUACUCUGCGGGGGCCUAUCUCUUACAGAAUUUUGGGUGAAGCUGGAGUGAAAGAGAGGGCUAUCGGAGGAAUAACAUGCUUCACUUCUCUUCCCCAGCUUCGUUUGGUUUCUUGGCUGAUCGCGAACAUCUACGCGUCUUUUCCCACUGGAUUUCGUCGCGUUAGCCUACGAUACCUCGAUCUCCCACCACCGUUAAACCCCCGACUCUCACAAACUCUUCUAUUCUGUACCUAAAAAAUCAUCACCUUUACGAUGUCGACUCCAAUGCGUCACGGACCCUCCCAACAGGGCCGCACGCCUUCUCAACACCCAGUAGCUGCGCCUACACCUCAAGCCUCGACCCCAUUCUCCAACCCACAAACCGCCGCCGCCUUUUCUCCCCACGGUCCCAGAUCGUCACCGCAGCAAUUUAAGAAAUCCCCCGCUACCGGUACAAUGAUCGGUACCAACACUAGUGCGACGGCCAACUUCGAUAGCCCCUCCGUUACCGCUGCAUACAACACUUUGGGAAUAAACAUGAACAUUAACGACCUCAAUCUGGAUAGUAUAAGUGUUGGAGGUUUGGUUGCAGCAACGAGACAAUCGGACGAGGAAGAUCGCAAGAAGAGGAUGGAAGCGGUUAUAGCCGCUCUUUGGGCUCAGAACAGUGGUCGUGUUAGCAACCAAGGACUCGAGAGGUUGGCUAUUCACCUGAAUCUAGAGUGCCUUUGGGAAGAUGUUAAAGGUGCCGGCGAGAAUGCCAAGACUCUGAUCAUAGCAGGACAGACUAUGGCCGUCGAAGUCGGUAUCACCAACCACGUCGUACACCAGGCUUCGUUAGUGUACACUGAAUCCAUGCCGAUCCUCGAGAAGCAUGCCGACAAAGCAUCUGCUAUCUUACUGAAGGACCUUUCUCUGGCUCCUGGCCAGAGUCCUCUAACCAAGAGACUGACGCAAUUCCGUGCGAAUCUCGAACGUCUUGCCACGCUUGACAAACUUAGCGUAUCGCCCGGGUUUAAUUGCCACGAGGCGAUCGCAGGUAUAUGGGAAAGUUUGGAAAGGCUCCACAGAUGGGACGUAGACAAACUCCGAAAUGAGGACCGUGCUUUCCUUAACAUGCCGGAGGAAAGACUUAGAGUGUUUGCUCUUUGCCUUCGCAACGGAUGUCCGCUCAUGCAUACUCGAGGUCGAAUCGGCUUGAGUCUUGACUAUUGGAAGGAGAGAAGAAAGCUUACGUCUACUACGGUGGAGACCGAUGACGCCAGAACAUGGGGCAUCCUGAUCGAAUGCGCACCUGCUGGUGGCAUGGUCUAUAGCCCGGUACGGGUCUCGGAGAAGUGGAUUGGCCCUAAUAUCGAGAAGUCCGAUAUUAUAGAUGCGGAUAUGAUGGGUGCUUCCGUGCCUUUUCUGGACUGGCUUGAGCCGCCUAACACUCUUCUACCAUCCUCGGAGGAGGUGAAGACAGAAGGCGGACUGGAGGGUGCUGUAGGAUUGUCUGGACCUAAAACACCUGAUGUUGUCUUCAUGGCAAAUUUCGACCCUCCGGUCAUUGUUCCUCAUGCUGUCGCUAUGGAGAUUUACAAAAUCUCUGCGGCAAAUGUAUCUCUUACGAACAUAACUUUCGAUGCACUGAUGUUCCCUAUUCCUGAAGGAAGCCCUUACGAUCCCAGCGAGCCUCGGGAGUUUACCUUCACACAGAGUAUCCCCACAUUCUCGGACAGCUCUCAGACGGAACCCAUUAUGAGGGACCAUCAAAAUAGGUUGUACAUAUACAAGCCAGUCUACGGUGAGGUCAUCAGCCAUGUACCAUUUGCCCACCCGAAGGACCUAAUCACGAUGUUGCCGCUGCUACGCCAGUACGCAUUCCUGUCCCUGCUUCUUAACAACAUGUUCAGGCCGAAAGAAGGAAAGCCAACCGCAGCAGAAGCUGGCAAGGAAGAUACCAACAAACCGCUUACGCAGAAAGACGAGUUUGAGCAAUUCAUGUCUACGACGGAGUCGGACGUUAAGUCGGCCUCAAAGGGCACGCUGAAGGUGGACGUUACCCUGACGGCACACCCCGUGCCACGCCUGCUGCUGGUGUUCCCGUUCAAGGAGGACACGGCAAACAUCUUGCUCGAGAUCCAGAUCGGCGGCAGAGUCGCCAUCAUCGCCGAGAAUAUCCUGCAAAAGUUGAACGAUCGGGGAACGGACAAGAGAACGGAUUGGGCUAACGCGCUGGAGACCCUGGAGGAUAUCGGCGCUUGGAUCGAGCUCAUCAAACAGAAACUGGAGGUGUAGCCAACGGUUAACUCUGUGAUGGAAAGGGCGUCUAUGGACGUACCUUGGGAGUAAUAUGCGAAGAAACGGGGUCCGUUAAUCGGGAUACGAUUAGGUGUGGAGGUGUUGAUAACAAUGGACGUGAGGCGCAAGGCGAAAAAAAAAGGAAAAAGAAGUGCGGGUUACGAAUGAACGGUUUAUACGGCUAUGAUACCCCGGAGGCCCCUUUGCCUUUAUUGCUAUGCGUUGGACUAUGGGACGGGACAUCGCUGGUUUUUUUCUCUUUCGGCGCAUCUAUCUUCUGCUCGGAUAGGAUCUGACGUUUGAGUAGGAACCGCAUGAUAUGAUAGGUCCCCCAUCUGAAUAAAUGGAUCAUGAAA